Messenger RNA from Megalobrama amblycephala (Wuchang bream), 1677 nucleotides. Its product is annotated as keratin, type I cytoskeletal 47 kDa. Gene Ontology annotation, molecular function: structural molecule activity. The record is from RefSeq and is a predicted model, not a curated record. The coding region runs from base 68 to 1570 and encodes 500 amino acids. The transcript is spliced from 8 exons. NCBI's taxonomy places the organism in Eukaryota, Metazoa, Chordata, Actinopteri, Cypriniformes, Xenocyprididae.
CACCACCGUCCUGCACUGCACACACCAGCACCUCUGUUGACAUCAUCACCGUCUCUUCACCGUUGACAUGUCGUUCACCAGAGCUCAGCGCUUCUCCGGCAGGUCUCACUCCACAUCCAGCAGUUACUCAAUGGCUCCUGUUACUUUCUCCAGCUUCGGAAGUCAGUCGGCCGGGGGCCUGCAGGGCGGGGCUGGGUUAGGCUUCGUAUCCAGCGCUGGUUUGGGCCUCGGAUCCAGCGUUGGGUUGGGCUUGGGGUCCGGCGCUGGGUUGGGCUUGGGGUCUGGUUUUGGGGCAGGUUUAGGGUCUGGAUUUGGGGUGGGUGGAGGUUCUCUCUCGGGUGGUUUGAGGACGGUUGGGGGCGCUCUCUCAGCCGCAGGUGGAGGUUUCAGGGCAAGUUUCAAGGCGGGCUCGGGUUCAUUCUCUGAAGCCAUGUCCAACAUUAUCAAUGAGAAACAGCUGCUUCAGGUUCUGAAUGAUCGUCUCGCGACCUACCUGGAGAAGGUCAAGCGCCUGGAGACCACAAACCAUGAGCUCAACGAGAAGCUCCGUGCGUUCACUGCCAAUCGAGUCCAGACCAGCUUCAACCUGGAGCCCUACGAGAUCCAGAUAAAGCCGCUGCGGGAGAAGCUUCUGUUUCUCAUUCAGGAGCACACGCGCAUCUCUUUAGCCGUGGACAACGCCAAACUGACUGCAGAUGAUUUCAGAAUGAAGUUUGAGACAGAGUUGGCCAUGCGUCAGUCUGUGGAGAGUGAUAUCGCAGGUCUGAAGACACUGAAGAAAGAGUAUGAAUCCACCAACAUUAUGUUACAGCAGGAGCUCACGGCCCUGGACAAGGAGUGCACCGCUCUCAAAAAACUUCACCAGGAGGAGAUGAUCUCCCUGCGCGGGCACAUGGCCGGCACCGUGACGGUGGAUAUUAAGGAGAUCGAGAGCACGGAUCUGUCCCGAGUGCUGGCUGAGAUCCGCUCGGAGUACGAGAUGGUCAUCGAGAGGAACCGCAGAGAGCUGGAGAGCUGGUACACCAAACAGUUGCAGAAGAAGCAGAAGGAGAGAACUGAGAUCACAGAGAUAACUAUCAGUGGCAGCUCGGAAAUCACAGAAAACCGCAAACAGAGCCUGAGCCUGCAGACACAGCUGGACUCCAUACUGAUGAAGAAAGCAAAUGUGGAGCAGCGUUUGGUGGAGGUUCAGGCUCAGUAUCAGGCUCAGAUCUUCUCUCUGAGUCAGCUGGCCGGCAGUCUGGAGGGAGAGCUGAUGUCGGUGCGCGAGAACGCAAUGCAGCAGAGCCGCGACUACCAGCUGCUGCUGAGCACCAAAGUGCAGCUGGAGCGCGAGAUCAGCACCUAUAAAGCUCUGCUGGAGGGCGCCGGAGAGUUCAGCGGCAUCACCGUUAUCGCACCCAUGCUCAAGUCGGCCCCUGCAGGUCCCGUCGGUGGAAUCGCCGCCCUCAUCUCUUCUGACGUGCAGUCCAGCGCGAGUGUGACGUCAGAAGUGUCAGUGGACGGGGCAGCAGCAGAUGCAGUGGAUGCAGUGGGCGGGGCUAUAGCAGAUGCAGCAGAUGAGAAAUGAAGUCCUCUGGAGGGUCUUCGAGGGCCAAGUCAUGUCAUUGACGCUCAACCAAUCACAAUCUGAUGUGUGUUUUCUGUCUGCGUCAAUAAACUCAAACCCUCAAACCA